GUGGAACAAUUGUGGAAAUACGUCAUCCGAUUUCCUGUUAGGUCUUCCGUAGAAAACUCACGUGGAAUUCAACGGAUAAAGUUGAAUCUGUAUCGCAACACACAGCUAUCAAAAUGACACAAAGGGACGGAAUUGUAAAACCGAAAACCAAACGGUCCAAAAGAUUUCUUCAAAGCAGGGAAGCCAAACUAAUAGAAAAUGUUAAAAAUGCGAUGAUAAUGAAGGGUGGAAACACAAGUGAAACGGUCACACAAGCCCUGAAGGAUAUUUAUGCCCUGAAGAAACCAAAUGCUGUUAUGUACAAAAAGAAAAAUAUAACGCGGCCAUUUGAAGAUCAAACGUCAUUGGAAUUCUUUUCCAAGAAAUCCGAUUGCUCUUUGUUUUUAUUCGGCUCCCACAACAAGAAACGACCAAACAACCUAGUUUUUGGUCGCAUGUUUGAUUUCCAUGUAUUGGAUAUGAUUGAGCUUGGCAUUGAGAAAUUUGCUUCUCUUCAGGAAAUCAAGAAGAGCACGUGCCCAGAAGGUACCAAGCCACUGUUGGUGUUCGCUGGGGAGGCCUUUGACACUGAUAACGAGUACAAGCGUCUGCGGAGUGUUCUCACAGACUUCUUCAGAGGGCCGAAUGUAACUUCCGUGCGCCUGGCUGGCCUGGAGCACCUGCUGCACUUCACUGCUCUCGAGGGGAAGAUCUACAUGCGCAGUUACAAAGUUCUUCUGAAGAAAUCGGGGUGUCGGACACCGAGGAUUGAGCUGGAGGAGAUGGGCCCAUCAUUUGAUUUCACCCUGAGGAGAACACACCUUGCCUCUGACGACCUGUGCAAGGCUGCACACCGGCAACCCAAGGCCCUGAAGCCUAAGAAGAAGAAGAACAUUUCCCAUGAUGCCUUUGGCACCAAGCUUGGACGACUGCACAUGCAGAAGCAGAACCUGGCGAAGCUGCAGACACGCAAGAUGAAGGGUCUGAGGAAGAGAAAAGGGGAUAUUGUUGAGGGAGAGGAGGAGGCGUCUCUGAAAAAAACCAAAACGGAUGAGUGAAGGCAGAUCAGGCCUCCAUAUUUGGUCGGUUUGAUGAAGUCUUUACAAAAAUGCUGCAUAUUUGACUGUGAAAUGUGGUACUUCUGGUAGAAUCAGUCUUUCAGAUUUCUCAUUAAUUCGUUGUAACGGUCUGAGCAUUGAUUUUCACUUAUUUUGAUCAUAUCCUUGUAGAUUUGGUGCAUGAGUUGCUCAAUCAAUUUCAUACUUUCCACUCAAGUCCCAAACGCUUUAAAAAAAUGUUUUAAAGUGCUCAGCCAUCCUCAAACGGACAACCAAUAAAUUGCACUGCAAUGGUUGCAUUAGCAAUAAAUUGCCGAAUAGCUACUGGUUAAUAACCAAGUUAAUCAAACACUGUCUGAAUGAUAAAUGUACGUGUAAGCAUGUAUAGAUUUUAAUCGUAUAUUCCCCUAAAUAUAACGAGUGUAUCAGAAUUGUGUUUUAUUGGAAUACCUAAAACAUUGUAUUCGCAAUGUAUUUUUUGAUGCAGGAAUAUCGGAAUAUGACGAUGUGUAAUUGCACGCGCUGAUGUGCGUCCACGGUAUGCUGAAUGUCUGUCACUCAUUGAAUUGCACUGCAAAAACACAAA
Messenger RNA from Conger conger (European conger), 1623 nucleotides. It is a transcript of the gene rpf2, whose product is annotated as ribosome production factor 2 homolog. Lineage: Eukaryota; Metazoa; Chordata; Actinopteri; Anguilliformes; Congridae. Gene Ontology annotation, molecular function: rRNA binding. Bases 114 to 1037 code for a protein of 307 amino acids. The record is from RefSeq and is a predicted model, not a curated record. Gene Ontology annotation, cellular component: nucleolus. The transcript has 10 exons. Gene Ontology annotation, biological process: ribosomal large subunit assembly; maturation of LSU-rRNA from tricistronic rRNA transcript (SSU-rRNA, 5.8S rRNA, LSU-rRNA).